Messenger RNA from Gymnodraco acuticeps, 2090 nucleotides. RefSeq lists its product as uncharacterized. Bases 393 to 2066 code for a protein of 557 amino acids. The record is from RefSeq and is a predicted model, not a curated record. The transcript has 8 exons. NCBI's taxonomy places the organism in Eukaryota, Metazoa, Chordata, Actinopteri, Perciformes, Bathydraconidae.
AUGUACACGUUGGGGGAAAUAACUAAUGAAGUGGGUUUAUCACAUUCUCUAGCUGUAUGGGGGAGGCCGGUGAGUCGUCUUCCUAUAUAUAUAUAUAUAUACACGUCAUAAUAAUGCCUGGGAAUAACUUGUGGAAUGAUGUGCAUCUAGAAACAGAUGUUUGAAAUGUUACCUAUGACCGCAUCAGUUAUUAAUAUUCCUAAUAUUUGCAACAUAUAAAAUAUCUCUGUCACCCCUCUUUAAGAAAUGGUACCUUCCAAUGGGAACCGCGAAGAGGGUCCGUUAAGGGCGUGUGUUAGGUCAGGUGCACCUAGCUUCAGGACGUUGCUGGCUAGCUUUCCUUCAGGCAGAAGACUGAACCUCUGCAAGUGAUUGAACAUUAAAACUACGCCAUGGAUGAAAAUGGAAGAGAUAUCACAUGCUUGGAUCCUAUAGCAACUGCAGCAUUAAAAGCUGCUAAUAUAAGCAGAGACAUGCUGCCCAGCCUCUCUAAGGAGGACUUGCGUGAUCUCCUUCCCGGGCCUGAGCACUUCAGAAGAAGAAGAACCAUUUGGAGACUCAAUCAUGAUGAAAAUGAGGGCCAGGAGACAGACCUGUGUAGACCGAGUACCUCCCAUGGGACUUGUGAUUUCAGCCCUAUUCCUACCCCCCAACCUUCCUUGUUUCCCUCCUCUUCCUCCUCCUGCCCCAACCCCUCUCCAUCCCCCGUCUUUUCUCCACCCUCCUUCUCCUCUCAAAGCCCACAACCCCAACAUGGUGCCAGCAGAACCGUACAGCUUCCCAGUCCACUGUAUGUUUUAUACACAGACACAGAAUUGGAGCAAUCACGAAGCACCUUUUCUGAAAAGCAGCGUGCUGGAGAAGAAGGAGACUACGUCCUUUCCAAAGAUCUUCGCUGUCGAUUAAUCAGGAAUACAGUCACAAGCAUGCUUUCCAUUAAAAGAGCAGCUGGGGAUGACUUUAACUAUCCAUGCAGCCGUGAACUCACUGUAAUGGCGAAGCGUCUGAUUGAGUACUACCCAAUGCUUCGGGACAGAUCUCAAACCAGUAGAGCUGAGUGGGAAACUGUGAAAAAGCAGCUUUUGAAAAGGGUCCAGAAUGUGACAACCCCCAAAAAGAAGCAGGGUUCAACUCCUUCAAGAAAGAGGCCUAGGAGUUUAAGCUUUCAGAGCAGCCAUGAGACGUCCACUGAUGAGACUGAUGAAUCCACCGCAUCAACCUGGAUCUUGGAGAGAUCACCACCAUCUCGAUGCAGCACCCCGGAGGCUGAACAGUUAUGUGCAUCAGAAACUGAGAGCCCACAGACCCAGGCGAGACACUAUAAGACUCUACAGGCGAUGUAUAAAACUAAGGCCAGACCGAACAAGAUGGAUGUUGCUCAGCUCCUGGACCUCGAAAUCCAAGCGAGAAGGGCCUUCAUUGACUCUGAUGUUACAAAGGAGCAGGACAGGCCUUCCAAGAUUCUUAAAGCUUAUCCUUGCUUUGGAGAACUGGAUCAUCUAAUGGAUGAACUACGGCGGGUCCUCAAUCAAGGCAACUCCCACUUCUUAACGGAACUUAAGACCCGGUGGGGGACCUUUUGUGAGAGGGCACAGUUUUAUGGAGUUUUCAAAAAGCUCAUGAGGCCUCCGCAGCUUGACAAAGUAAAGCACUCAAUUGCCAUGAUGAAGGCUUUACCAGAGAUGUUCCCAUCACCUAUGGCCCCACCCAAGAAGUUAAGGCACGCAAGUGAGGCUCUGCUCCACGUCCUUGAGUCUGCAGAAGACCCAAACACCUUUCUUCAGACACGACCACUUUCCAGCCCUGUUGUCAUCAUCUGCGAAACCAACUGUAUACUGGCCAUUGGAACCAUGCCCGUGCUCAUCUUCCCAAAAGAGGACAUUCAUGAAAGCGUGAUGUAUCUCAUGGCAUGUUAUUACACCUUUCACCUCACCUAUCCUAAGUGCAUUGCAACACUCCUGUCUGUGGUGCAGACAGAAGUCCUCUUGGACGCCAUUCACGACCAUGACAUGACUACUUCAUACAAAAAGGCUAUGGCCGACUGGAAAAAGUUCAUAAGUGAUUAGGGCACUUAUAUAUGAGGGGCCGCU